UGGAAACAUUCCCAGCGCAUGGCUAGCGGACAGGAACUGCGUCACGCUCUGGAGAGCUUCUUUAUGUAAGGGCGAGCGCUAAACACACACACUCUCCCUGACCUGCUCAGACGGUCAGAAGUGUGUGUGUUGGAGAGCACGCAUCUGCCUCUCCAUGCCCACAUCAGAGCGUGUGUGUGUGUCCGGCGCUGCCCGGCUCGGCCUGGAGCUCACCUGACAGUCUGAGGCUGAAUGUAGUUCUGUGCUAUUGUUAGCAGCGCGGAUGGGGAAGAGCUGCGCUUCAGCCGCUCAGAUGACCAGCUGGUCGUCCCCAGAGCUGGAGCCCAGUCAGAUCCGGCUGAUCGUCUACCAGGACUGCGAGCGGCGUGGACGAAAUGUCCUCUUUGACUCGGAUGCCAGAAAGAGAAGCACAGAAGAUGGCCCGGCUACAAGGGUGUGUGGGGAAGCGCAGGUCAAGAUGUUUGGGAGGUGUUGUCAGCUCAGGCCUACCGGUGGCAGCUCCAGUUCACUGGACAGCAGCUCGUCCUGUGCCUCCGAGCCCAAAGAACAAAACCGCUUCCAGGCCUCAUCGCGGUGCUCGUCAGAUGCUAACAUGCUUGGAGAAAUGAUGUUCGGCUCUGUGGCCAUGAGCUACAAGGGUUCAACGCUGAAGAUCCACCAGAUAAGAUCUCCUCCUCAGAUGAUGCUCAGUAAGGUGUUUACAGCCAGAACGGGCGGCAGUGUGUGUGGCAGUCUGAACACUCUGCAGGACAGCCUGGAGUUCAUCAAUCAGGACUCCAGCACCCUCCGGCCCGAGCAGAACCACACCGCAGCCAACGGCUUCCUGGGCAGCAUAGGUUUCUCUCAGCUCUGCAGCCCGCGCCGGGCACUCUCAGAGCAAGGCCCUCUCCGGCUCAUCAAGAGCGCCUCUUUCUUUUCAGGACACAGUAACCCAAUGGACAUGCCUGGACGAGGCCUGUAUGACGAGCGGGACAGCGGCAUCGCACGCUCAGCGUCUUUAAGCAGUCUGCUGAUCACACCGUUCCCGUCUCCGGGCUCUUCUCUGACCAGCAGCUGUGCCAGCAGUUACCAGAGGCGCUGGUUACGCAGCCAGACCACCAGCCUGGAGAACGGAGUCUUCCCCAGAUGGUCUGUGGAGGAGAGCUUCAACAUGUCUGACGAGAGCAGCGGGCCGAGUCUGGGUGUCGCCCGCAAGAAGAAGAUCGCCAUCGGGGUCAUCUUUCAGCUGUCGCCCAACGAGGAGGAAAACACAAAGUUCCAGGACUUCUUCUUCUCCCACUUCCCACUGUUCGAGAGCCACAUGAACAAACUGAAGAGCGCCAUCGAGCAGGCGAUGAUACUGAGCCGCAGGUCAGCCGAUGCCAACCAGAGAGCCUUGGCGUACAGUCGGAUGGUGGACGGCCUGAAUGAGUUCAGGACCACCAUCUGCAACCUGUACACGAUGCCACGAGUGCCAGAGCCCGUCUGGCUCACCAUGAUGUCUGGACCCCCAGAGAAGAACCAGCUCUGUGGACACUUCAUGAGGGAGCUGGCCCUGCUGAUGGAGCAGGCCUCCAAGAACCAAUUCCUUCCUGCACUUCUGACUGCGGUGCUCACUAAUCAUCUGGCCUGGGUUCCCACGGUCAUGCCGAACGGUCAGCCACCCAUUCAGAUCUUCCUGGAGAAACACUCCUCGCAGAGUGUGGACAUGCUGGCGAAAACACACCCCUACAACCCGCUCUGGGCACAGCUCGGUGACCUGUACGGGGCGAUCGGCUCGCCGGUGCGUCUGUCCCGUACGGUGGUGGUGGGCCGGCGGCAGGAGCUGGUGCAGCGACUCCUCUACCUGCUCACCUACUUCAUCCGCUGCUCGGAGCUGCUGGAAACACACCUGCUGGAGAGCGCCGAGGACGAGGCCAUCGUGAUGCCCGGAUCCCUCAUCACCACAUCACUGCGCCGCGGAGAGGUGGAGGAGUCCGAGUAUGUGCUGGUCACUAUGCACAAACCCAGCCGAGACUACCUGAGCCAGGGGGACAAAUCUGACCCUGCAAACCCAGACGAACACCAGACAGAGCACACCAGUGAUGUUCCGGUCUGCAGAGUGGCCGACAGCCCACUGUUCGACACCCGGCUGGAGACCCUAGUCAAAGUGGGAUCCACCUCUCCGUCUGAGAGAAGAGCCUCCGUGGAGGUGCAGGAGGCGCAGGCUGAAGCUGGAGGCGUUCCCAUCAGGAUCCACCAUCCGUCCGACUCACUGCUGGAGAAAAAACCCCCGGACAAGAGCUUUCCAGACAUCGAACCCUCAGCCAAAGUCACAUUCCUCAUCGGCGACUCCAUGUCUCCUGAAUCUGACCUGGAGAGCCGGCAGCAGAAGGUGGAGCAGGAGAUACGGAGACACAAGCAGAAGCUCCUCAGAGACGCUCAGCAGACUAACACUGAGAAUAAACUCCAAGUGGACCAAAUCAAGAGUAAAUCCAGAGAAUUUGUGACUGGAAGGACGCCUCGGUGGAGUGCGAGUGCGCAGGAGGACUGUGUGGACAUGUUUGAGGAGUACUUCAGUGAGGACAACCCUGUGCAGACCUUGACUAUUGAUGAUGUCUACGGGAAACAUGCACCGAAAGACAAGUCCGAUGUGCAGCUGGAGUGUGUGCGUGUGGACGCCGGCUGCUGUAAAAGCUGCAGUUCUGCUGAUCUGGAUAAAGGCAUUGAGAUCUCUCUGAGUGUCCCUUCAGCUGUAGAGCAGAAGAAAGCAGCUCCUCUGAAUGACUGGGAGAUCCCUCGAAACGAGAGCUCGGACAGCGCUCUGGGGGACAGCGAGAGCGAGGACGCAGGCCCCGAUCUGCCCAGAGCGGACCCCGAUGGAGCCUUCGACAGCGACUUCCAGGACGAGCUGGAGCUGCCGCUGCCCGGGGCGAAGCUGGUGGAGAACUACUCUAAACCCAGCAUCGCUAACUUCGGCAGGUCGUUGUUUGGAGGUUACUGCCCCUCAUACGUUCCAGACUUCGUUCUGCAAGGAGUCCCCAACGAUGAGAAGCUGAAGCAGAACCUGGUGUCCGACCUGGCUCACGCUGUGCAGCAUCCGGUGCUGGACGAGCCCAUCGCGGAGGCCGUGUGCAUUAUUGCAGACACAGAGAAGUGGACGGUGACGGUGGCCAGCAGCCAGAGACGCUCCUCUGAGAAACUGGGUAAAGAGGUGCUGGUGUCCAGCCUGGUGUCGGGUCUGCUGCAGUCCACACUCCAGCUCUACCGCCUCAACCUGUCCCCAAACUUCUGUAUCAUGCAUCUGGAGGACCGUCUGCAGGAGCUCUACUUUAAGAGUAAGAUGCUGGCAGAGUAUCUGAGAGGACAAACACGGGUGCAUGUGAAGGAGCUGGGCAUGGUGCUGGGGAUCGAGUCCAAUGAUCUUCCCCUGCUCGCAGCCAUCGCCAGCACACACUCCCCGCACGUGGCCCAGAUCCUGCUGUAGGCGCGCAGACACGCACUCAUUCCCCUCGGCGUCUGCAGGUCCAGGACUCCAGCGGGCCCCAGGGAGCCUGCGGGUGAGCAGACUGCAGGACAGAUGCUCCCUCACCCGCUGGCGGCCCACAGGUGUCCUCUGCUGACCACAGAACAGCCGACUCCUGGUGCUAGAUGCACAAUUCCACUGUACACCGGGUCUCAUUCACUAACCAUGCGGAUCUGUCACGAGUCAUCAACACUUCCGCACCGUGAUCGGUUCUAAAUGUAGGAAAACAGUCCAGAGCAGCUGAUGGCACGGGCACACAGCAAUCAGCCCCUCCAGCAUUUCAUGACAGAUAAUCAGACUUAUUGACUCUGAACUGAUCGAUUGCUGAUAUUGUUCUGCGGUGUAAAUGCACAGACAUGCACAUCUUCAUUUAUGUAGAUUUUCUGACUUGAUUUCUGUAAUUAUAUAAAGCAAACACAGAGAGAACCUAGACCUCAGCCCUGAAGCUGCUGGAUCAUAUCUGAAAUGCAGAAUAAUGCAUCCGUGUGGUUUGACAACAUCUCGCGUGGCCUACUUUAAACAGGCUUUGAACGUGUUCACACGGAUCACACACUGCAUGAGAAGCACAUGUGAUAAUAUCAUCAUUCUAAUAUAUUUAUAUAUCAGAUUAUUCACCAGGAUUAUGUUUCUGAAUGCGACACCAUGCAGACGGCGAGAGUCCGUGUCCCGACUGGUGAAUAUGUGCAGGAAAUCUGCAGCAUUUAUCAGAAACGAGGACUCCACACAAUGAGCUGAUGUUCACUGGAGUUUACCGUAAAUUCAGCAAUUUGUGAAACUCUGGAGGGUCUGAAGAAUUAUGCGUGCCUGAGGUCUUAUAAACAUGCAUAAAGAGCCCUACAUAUAACUAGUGAUGUUAUUUACAGGGUGAAUGAAGAGUAUCUAGACAUCAACAGUUGAUAUUACAGUAUAUUAAUAGAGAUCCAAACGACAAUCAGCUGCUGAAUCCUGUGUAGAGAUGAUCAGUGUGUCUCAGGAAACGGCGCCUUUAGAGAGCAGACAGAUUGAUGAAUGGCUGUUCAGGUCUCGAUCACGCAGGAUGGGUUUUUCAUUAUGGCGAGCGGCGUCAUUUUAAAAUGGUUUUCCAUCUACAUGUUUUGACGGAUGGAGAAAAAGCGGCUGAGCAUGAGGAGCGUUGAUGCAGUGGUUGCCUAGCAACAUAAAACACGCAGCGCUCUGCUCUUUAAGAGUCUUUUCUAAAGUCCACAGAAGUGCAGUGUGUUUUUAUAUGUGCGUUCCACAUCCAACAUCAAACCCUCAUUAGCAUUAACGCCCCAUUCACACGGCGGGUCAACGUCAACGCUUGACUAAAGAUGUGUCUGAUGCGAUCGUCAUAGCAGCGUCAGCCAAUGAAAUUCUGUCGCCAAUAGGCCACUGUCUAGCUGGUGUAUUUGCAGACAGCGAUCUGAUUGGCUGACGCUUCCGUCGCCGCUUGAAAUAUUGAGCUAGUCCCAACUUCUGCAUUGAGCAACGCCUCUGAAUCAGCGCCGAUGGAUCCACAAUGCAGUUCGGCAACGCCUGACGUCACCCAUUCACAGUGAAUGGGAAGCGUUGAAGCUGACGCCCUGUGUGAAUGAGCCGUAAACCUCUCUUUCUGUAGUUUCAGAGCCAUCAUUAGCUCUUCUUCAUUCAUCUUGUAAUUUUCUCUUUGAGGCUUUGAGGAAAGCCCUUAUAUGGAGCUGAUGUGGGCGUGUAUUAUGCAAAUGACGGGCGAGGCAGUGGCGCAGUAGGUAGUGCUGUUACCUCACGGCAAGAAGGUCGCUGGUUCGAGCCUCGGCUCAGUUGGAGUUUCUAUGUGGAGUUUGCAUUUUCUCUCUGCCUUCGCAUGGGUUUCCUCCGGGUGCUCCCGUUUCCCCCACUGUCCAAAGACAUGCGGUGCAGGUGAAUUGGGUAGGCUAAAUUGUCCCUAGUGUAUGUGUGGAUGUUUCCCAGAGAUGGGUUGCGGCUGGAAGGGCAUCCGCUGCGUAAAAACGUGCUGGAUAAGUUUCAUUCCGCUGUGGCGAACCCAGAUUAUUAAAGGGACUAAGCCGACAAGAAAAUGAAUGAAUGAAUUGACUGACAGAAGAACGAGUUUAAGAACACUCAUGUGUGUGCGCUCGCGUUGUGGAUCAGGAGGAAAACCUUCACAGCUCUCAUGUGCGCAGAACACAAUCAUUAGUGAAUGAGACCCACUCUUCCUUUCUUUCUUCCUUUCUUUACCUUCUCGUCUCUUCAAGCAUCGUCAGAUUGUAGAAGCCAAAGAAGAUCCAUCAAGAACAAACACUGAAGCCGCUCUCGGCCCUUCGUCAAAUCCAGACCUGCUCCUUCAGCACUUAUCAAAUCAGUUUUAUGAUUUUCUUGAUUUCUGUUCAUUAAUUGUGACAAUCAUGCAAUAUUUUUAUUUUUCAAUGUGUUUACAAGAGGAUGAACCCUGUGCGGCUGAACUGAGCUCUACCUCACACACUUUUCUACCAUGCUGAAUCAAACAUUUCGAGGUGACGUUUUCAUUUUUCACCCAAUCACGGUGGAAGCGUGGCAUGAAGGAGCUCCGAGGAUUCAGCUUUAUGGUGUACCUGUUUUGGGCAAAGUCACUUUAUCGGUAACACGAGCGUUUACCUGUCCCACGGGAAGGAUUAAGGGAUGUAUUUUUGUUUAGUUAGUCGUUUAGACGUGACAUGCUGUGUAACAUACCUGUAUUAAGGCUGAUCCAGGAACAGUCAACAAUCAUGUGUUUUCAGGACUGAAAUGCUGAAACUCUUCAUGCAGACUCCGCUUCCCUCGCCGCCGGAUUGUUUACCUGGGAGAGAGCGAUUGGAUGGUUUUUGGGUCGUACAGUCUUAAUCAACACGACAUGAACACAAACGGACUUUGCUUUCUUGGUUUUAGCUGGUUAACACAUGUACGAGGGAAACAUGCAAUUCAUUUGAUGUUGUAGAGGAAAGCUCUGUCUUCACGUCUCCUCUGCAGAUGAUGUAUUUAUAUCUGAUUGUUUCUUUAUACAGAAAAUAAUAAUAAUUUAUUCACAUGGCAUGCGUUGAUAAAUGUUGUAUAUACUGCUUAGAUUUUCUUGAUGUAUUUGUACAUAAUGCCUUCUUUUUGACUUCUCUUUGUUUCCCAGUUUUUAUGGGGAUCCUGUGCAAUAAAUAUGGCAACAAUACAGAUAUACAUGAUGUUGA
Molecule: messenger RNA, 6636 nt
Organism: Danio rerio (zebrafish)
Lineage: Eukaryota; Metazoa; Chordata; Actinopteri; Cypriniformes; Danionidae
Source: RefSeq, a predicted model, not a curated record